AUGGCUUCUUCCGAGAGAAGCGCACUAAUAAAUAAGAUGUUUUAUCGAAAUGGGAUUGCCAUUCACGAGGUCGAACCCAAUACGCCCAGCGCCGAUGGGAUCAAAUGGGUGAAUGUCUUCCUCGACCAGGGCGACUCUCGAGGCGAUGAUCUGGCGAUAAUGCACACAAUAAUCACCUGUAUCCAUACUAGAGUGGUCAGCAUUACCAAUCAUGCCAUGCAUCACAAGUCCCCGCUGUGCCUCUCGAUUCGAGUGUCUGGAAACCACCAUGACCAAGAGUCAAUCUUGGCUGCGGCGGAGCUAUCAGUGGAGCAUUUGAGAUCGCAGGUCGCGUUGGGAACGAUACGGAUCAAUCGAGACUUGCUUUUCCGAAGGUAG
Messenger RNA from Penicillium brevicompactum, 378 nucleotides. RefSeq lists its product as uncharacterized. The transcript has 2 exons. The coding region runs from base 1 to 378 and encodes 125 amino acids. Lineage: Eukaryota; Fungi; Ascomycota; Eurotiomycetes; Eurotiales; Aspergillaceae. The record is from RefSeq and is a predicted model, not a curated record.